This is a messenger RNA of Closterium sp. Naga37s-1, 1496 nucleotides long. Lineage: Eukaryota; Viridiplantae; Streptophyta; Zygnematophyceae; Desmidiales; Closteriaceae. The record is from the annotation of a GenBank genome assembly.
GUGCUGCAUUUCCCCCGCUCGACUACCUGACUCCGAGGUCGCAGGCGGCGCUACUUGCGGGCGAGCCCGUUCUCAGAGGUGCCACGUCAGCACCGGCGUCUCUCUCACCCGCCACGUGGCUGCCGCUAGGACGUUCCGGGCCUACUCCUGGAGCGCCACGUGUCGUCAGGACAGCGGGGUUUAGACCAGGAGCGGCGGUGGCGGCGGCAGCGGGGGGAAGGGGCGCGAGCAGGGGGGGGGACAGAGUGUCAUCCGGUGCCGCUCAGCAGCAGGUGCUGCUGGCGUCAGUAUCCCAGUCCACGUCAGCACCACCUCCCGUGCGCCCAUCACAGCCGUCCUCUUACCCGGGCACGCCUCUCAUGUGGGUGGGCGUGGGCGUGGCUCUCUCACUCUUUGCCUCCUGGGGCUCCAAGUUCGUCAUGCAGCGCAUGCAGCAAGCCAUGAUGAAGCAGAUGCUCAAUGCCAUGCAAUCCGGAGGGGGCCCGGGCGGCGCGGCCAAUCCGUUUGCGGCAGCUGGCAUGGGCGGCGGCGCCAACCCAUUUGCGGCCAUGGGAGGCGGUGACAACCCGUUUGCGGCCAUGGGCGGCGGAGGAGCAGCAAACCCCUUCGGUGGCAUGCCCUUCCCACCACCAGCAUCACCCUCCUCCUCCUCUCCCUCGUCCGCCUCCUCUGGGUCGUCCAAGGCUAAACCCUCCUCCACAGCCGCUAAGGCGUCUGCAGCAGUGGUGGACGUUGCAGCAAAAGUGGCAGAUGCUAAACCAGCAGCCGCUGCUGCAGCUGCUCCCUCUACCACCACCAGCACCAGCAGCACUACCAGCAGCAGCAGCAGCAGCAGCAGCCCUGCUUCAGCAGAGGAGGAGGCGGAGAGCAGCAGCAGCAAGAAGAAGAGCUUCUUUCAAGACGCUGAGGUGGUGGAGGAGCUAUCUGGGGGAGGCUUCUCCUGGGGGAACACCGGCAGCAGCGCCGGCAGCAGCGGUGGCAAUGCGUCGAAUGCCACUUGGGACACUUCGACCAACUCGUUUGCCAAUGGGGGAGCUGGCGGGGCUAAGGGAAAGAUGACAGUGGAGGCGCUGGAGAAGAUGCUCGAGGACCCCAUGGUGCAGAAAAUGGUCUUCCCGUAUCUGCCAGAGGAGAUGAGAGACCCGGCCACCUUCAAGUGGAUGAUGCAGAGCCCCAUGUACCGCCAGCAGCUAGAGAGCAUGCUCGACAACAUGGGCGGCACGGGCUUUGAUGACAGAGUCCUGGACAUGAUGAAGAGCUUCGACCUCAACAGCCCCGAAGUCAAGGACCAGUUCUCCCAGCUGGGCAUGUCACCAGAGGACGUGGUGGGUAAAAUCAUGUCCAACCCAAAGCUCGCCGCUGCCUUCCAGAACCCCCGCCUGCAGGCUGCCAUCCUCGAUGUGUCCUCCAAUCCCGUGAACUGGACCAAGUACCAAAACGAUGCUGAGGUGAUGGAGAUUUUCAACCAGAUCCAGGAGCUCUUUGCCCCACGCUGA